Rhodamnia argentea is the source of this 2106-nucleotide messenger RNA. Its product is annotated as lipase-like. The record is from RefSeq and is a predicted model, not a curated record. The coding region runs from base 439 to 1839 and encodes 466 amino acids. The transcript is spliced from 9 exons. NCBI's taxonomy places the organism in Eukaryota, Viridiplantae, Streptophyta, Magnoliopsida, Myrtales, Myrtaceae.
AUUCGUGUGCGACGCACUGUUGUUACUGUUCCGGCAUUUGAAUCCGAUCCGGGCAAGAACGACCACCGCGGUUCCAUCCGAGGUAAAAUUCUCGGUGGGCCCCACCAAAAGUCGAAGAGGAUACAGCGAGGACAAGAGGUUACGAGUAGGACACGUGGCGGCAACCCAGUGUGGCCCUCUGAACUCCGACGGACUGUAGAAAUCCGAAAAGAACAAAAUUUAAAAAAAGGAUGAAUCGGCAUUGACUCUGUGAUUGGCAGCGACUGCUGUCGAGGAAGCUUCGAGCUUUGGGGUCUCCUUUCACGGAAGAGCCUCCUUUUCUCUGAAGAAAGGCUCUGUUUCGCGACUUCUCUUUCGCUUUUUUCUUCUUUUCCUCUUCUUUUCCUCUUUUGGGUCGUCGAGACUCGCUCGUUAGAGGCCGAGUUCUUGAGGAAGAAGAUGAUGAGGCUGGGGAUACUGGCGCUGCAGCUGACGGAGCUGUGCGUGAGCUCGGUGGUGCAUUUGCUCUACGGGCUUUACAUAUUCAGCUCUGCCGUGGCCGGUGAUCUAUCGCAGGCGUUGUACGACUGCAUCUUCUUCGGCUUGAAGCAUAACGUGAAAUCCCAAGAAAUCCCCAGAGCUACCUCAUCGCCAUCGUCAUCAACCAAUGUCGAUGGUCUUCCUCCAAUCGUCCUGGUCCACGGGAUUUUCGGAUUUGGAAAAGGGAAAUUGGGAGGCUUAUCCUAUUUCGCUGGGGCGGAGAAGAAAGAUGAGAGAGUUCUGGUGCCUGAUUUGGGGUCUCUCACCAGCGUUUACGAUAGGGCCCGCGAACUCUUCUAUUUUUUGAAAGGCGGGCAGGUUGAUUAUGGCGAAGAACACAGUAAAGCCUGUGGGCACUCGCAGUUCGGACGGAUCUAUGAACAAGGGCAUUACCCCGAGUGGGAUGAACAUCAUCCUAUUCAUUUUGUCGGGCAUUCAGCAGGAGCGCAGGUUGUUCGCCUUUUGCAACAGAUGCUAGCUGAUAAGGCAUUUAAGGGAUAUGAGAACACUUCAGAGAACUGGGUUUUGAGCAUUACUUCAUUGUCUGGAGCUUUCAAUGGGACCACUAGGACCUACUUGGAUGGAAUGCAACCUGAGGAUGGACGAUCCAUGAAGCCGAUGUGUCUGCUUCAGUUUUGCUGCCUUGGAGUGAUAAUAUAUGAUUGGUUCGACAUUCCUUGGCUCAAGCGUUAUUACAAUUUUGGAUUUGAUCACUUCAACAUGUCCUGGAAAAGAACUGGCAUAUGGGGUCUUGUCGACUGCCUAAUGGGGAAUGCCGGCCCAUUUGCUUCAGGGGAUUGGAUUCUCCCUGACCUCACAAUCCAAGGGUCAAUACAACUCAACAGUCAUCUGCAUACUUUUCCCGACACAUACUACUUCAGUUACGCUACGAAACGCACUCGGAAGAUCAUGGGAGUUACCGUUCCCUCGAGCAUACUCGGGAUCCACCCUUUGCUUUUUAUAAGGGUGUUGCAGAUGAGCCGAUGGCGUCAUCCUCCAGAUGUCUCUCCACCUCACAAAGGUUACAGGGAUGUGGAUUGGCAGGACAAUGAUGGAGCGUUGAACACCAUAUCUAUGACACACCCCCGUUUCCCAGCUGAACACCCGAGUCGUUUUGUUCUGAGCGAUUCCGAAUGCCAACCUCUACAGUCUGGAAUCUGGUACUACAAGAUUGUGGAAGCAGAUCACAUGUUUUUCAUCAUAAACCGGGAGAGAGCUGGUGUUCAAUUCGACCUCAUGUACGACAGCAUCUUCGAACGCUGCAGAAAGCACGUCUUCAGGAACAACCCACCUACAUUUCCCAACCAAGCCCACCCAUAGCAUAGAAACAUCCCAAGAGGUAGAAAUGUACGAGGAAACCAAUUGGUUCGCGUGCUGAUAUAUGGCACUUUUUUCAUGUUGACGUAAAAUGCAGAUUCCGCCAUCCUAAUUUCGGCCUAGCCGGAAAAUUACAGCCUCCGUAAACAAAUUGAUCUUUGAUUUACUUGGUGUUAAACUUUCUGCACGACUUGAAAAGGUUAUGGUGAGCUGAGAUCGAACUCGAGAUCUCAUGCAUCUCAAGGUGGAAAAUUUCAUUUGCCUCGCCAA